AUGUGCAGGUGUUCGAAGACAUGCUCCAAGGUGUCCGUGUGCCUGGGCUUGUUGCUGGGCGUCGCAGGCAUCGCCUUGUUGGCCGCGGGCGCGCUUUCCCUGGCCAACAUCAGCAUCAAUGUUAGUGCCUCCAUCGACGGAGCGAUGACGGGAACCCUUAUGGCGCCCAGCGACCUCAACUGUCCCUACACGAUCUUCAUCGAGAAGGCGGCCUCUUGCCCCACCUUCUCCUCGACGGCAGUGAUUACCACAGGAGCGACCUUGGACACCAGCCUGUGCGGCAGCGAGGAGCUUCCGGAUGAGGGCCCGCAGCGUGCGCCCGCCAGGCGCGGCCUCCAGGACCUCGACUGGACCAUCGGCGCAUCUGAGACCAUGAUCACCGACCUCAAGCUGGCUGCCACGGUGACCUUCGACACAGACACCGACGUCACUCUGACGAGCGGGGAGGACAUGUGGUCCAUGCAGCUGUGCGACGUCUUCAGCGAAGUCUUCUCGGUUGCCGGAACAGCCAUUGCCGCUGUAACCAAAGGAAGAGGGCUGCUUUGGGGAUGUCCGACCGAAACCAGAGUUCGGAAGUUCAGAGGCUGUAGUGCUACAGAGCAUCGCGCCAUGUGCAGGUGUUCGAAGACAUGCUCCAAGGUGUCCGUGUGCCUGGGCUUGUUGCUGGGCGUCGCAGGCAUCGCCUUGUUGGCCGCGGGCGCGCUUUCCCUGGCCAACAUCAGCAUCAAUGUGCCCGGUCAAAACUUGGAUGGCAUGGAGGUUAGUGCCUCCAUCGACGGAGCGAUGACGGGAACCCUUAUGGCGCCCAGCGACCUCAACUGUCCCUACACGAUCUUCAUCGAGAAGGCGGCCUCUUGCCCCACCUUCUCCUCGACGGCAGUGAUUACCACAGGAGCGACCUUGGACACCAGCCUGUGCGGCAGCGAGGAGCUUCCGGACGAGGGCCCGCAGCGUGCGCCCGCCAGGCGCGGCCUGCAGGACCUCGACUGGACCAUCGGCGCAUCUGAGACCAUGAUCACCGACCUCAAGCUGGCUGCCACGGUGACCUUCGACACAGACACCGACGUCACUCUGACGAGCGGGGAGGACAUGUGGUCCAUGCAGCUGUGCGACGUCUUCAGCGAAGUCUUCUCGGUUGCCGGAACAGCCAUUGCCGCUAUCAUGGUGGCUUGCGGCGUGGUUCUCCUCCUUGCCGGCCUCAUCACCUUCUUCAUCGGCCUUUGCUGCUGCUGUUGCUGCGCUGCCAAAGCCGAGGGCUAA
Messenger RNA from Symbiodinium natans, 1260 nucleotides. Lineage: Eukaryota; Dinophyceae; Suessiales; Symbiodiniaceae. The record is from the annotation of a GenBank genome assembly.